This is a messenger RNA of Anastrepha obliqua, 1352 nucleotides long. RefSeq names its product dnaJ homolog subfamily C member 28. The coding region runs from base 139 to 1221 and encodes 360 amino acids. Lineage: Eukaryota; Metazoa; Arthropoda; Insecta; Diptera; Tephritidae. The record is from RefSeq and is a predicted model, not a curated record. The transcript is spliced from 2 exons.
UUUAAAUAACAACAAAUGCCUGGCUAAUGUUGUUUUUUUCUAAUAACAACACAGAAAAUUCAACAACUGUGGAGUCUAUUACUUAAUACCAAUAUCUUCUUGUAAAUUAGUGUAUUUAAAAUUUAGCUCCCUCGUAUAAUGCUGCCGGUUGGAGUACAACUUAAACUACUACCAAGUCUCUGCUGGCGUAGUGCUGCUUUACAAUAUAGAGAAAUGCAUAUCAAGCGUGCGGAACUCUAUAAGAAAUGUUUUCGUAUUUUGGGUGUUAACGAAGCGGCCGACCAAAACACUGUACGCAAUGCUUACAUUGAUCUGGUGAAGAGAGUGCACCCUGAUUCCGGCCUACCCGAAGCAAGCGCUGAACGUUUUCAAGAAGUAGACGAGGCAUUCAAAGUACUGCAGGAGAAAUUCGCCAAGAGUCGCCGCAGCAUUACUGAAGAUGAGGAAGAAGAAGUGUUUGAUAUAAAGCAUACAGCACCGCAGCAUCGUCAAUACCUCAACUUUGAUGGUGUCGGCGUUGGCAAUCCUUUUCAGCGACAAAAACAAUACCAUCAAAUAAAAGCGAUGAAAGCACAAGAGCGUGUACUUAGUCAUCGUAUCGAAAAGUCUCAAGCUGGAGAAAAUACAAUAAUGAAGAAAGGAACAUUUUAUAAGAAUCACGCGAUCAAGACGAAAUACGGCUUCGAUCGCAUUUGUGAGGAUCUCAUACAGGAAGCCAUGGCUAAGGGUGACUUUGAUAAUCUUAAAUGUGCCGGAAAGCCAUUGAGUAGCGCACAGACACAAAAUCCUUAUCUUGAUUUUACAACACACAAAUUAAAUAAAAUACUAAUUGAUAAUGGGUUUACGCCCGAAUGGAUUAUGCUGCAGCGCGAUAUACGGGAGGCUGUGCAGACAUUACGCGCUGAUUUACGCGCAGAACGCGCCUUUUUUGGUGAAUAUCCUUUCAAUGAAGAAGAGAGUCGUGCUUGGCAAGCAGUGCUACAGAGAUACAGUGAUAGCGUGCGGCAGAUAAACAAAAAUGUAGAUAAGUACAAUUUAAUUGUGCCUAUAUUACAAAAUCAACUCUUCCGUUUAAAUAUCGACACACUGUCUAAGGAAGUGCUCAACGAUCCAGAGGCAUUGAAACAUUUUAAACGACAAAAGGAGGCGCCGAGUGAGAAACCAAUACCCGAAAAUAGUACAAAAACCGAUAUAUUUUCAUUGAUAGGUUCGUUGUUUUAAAUGCCAAAAAUAUUUACUCAAAUUAUUGGUAGGUUCGAUGGUACCAACUUUGUAUGUGAUAUUAUGCCACUGAAGGCUAUGGUGAUAUGUAAAUAUUGUUUUACUAUUUUAAAUAUAUUAUUUGUUCUUUA